AUGUCGACACGCCCCACACGACGGGCGACCCGGCGCACCGCCAUUGUCGAGUCGUCCGACGAGGACAUGCCCGACGCGCCCCAGGAGACCGAGGACAGUGCCGAUGACUUCACGCCGGCCCCAGCCGCCACGCCUAGGCGCACACGGAAAAGAACCGCCGCAGAGACACCCACCCCCGCACCCCCAGCAGUGCCCGCUCCGGCACCCAAACGCCCCACGACGACAACUACGGCUUCGGCUGCGACGGGCACAAGCGGCGAGGGGCCAGACGACGGGGAGGGCGAUGUCCCGGUGAAGAGGUCGACGCAGGGAAAGCGGAAGAGUGUGGCACCCCGCGGUGCUAAGUCGACCACGCCCGAGCUGCAGCCACCCGAGGGCCCGUCUAAGCUCUCUGUCUCGCCGGCGAACCUGCACAAUGUCCCGCUCGCCGACAUCACGAGCAGCGCCGCUAACCAGCAGCGGCACCAGGACGAUGACACCGUGGUAGCCGCGGCCAAGCCGAUCAAGGCAAUGGACACCGUUCUGGAGAAGCCGAUGGACAUUAUCCUCAAGUCACGCAGCAUGGCCAUCCCGACCGUGGUGGAAGAGACCGGGCCCAAGCCCCGCAUCGUCAUCACAUACCUGAUUCUCAACAACUUCAAGAGUUAUGCGGGGAGGCAAGAAGUCGGGCCAUUCCACGGCUCGUUCUCUUCCGUGGUCGGGCCCAACGGGUCUGGAAAGUCCAACGUCAUCGACUCGCUGCUCUUUGUGUUCGGCUUCCGAGCCAGCAAAAUGAGACAGGGCAAGAUUUCGGCGUUGAUCCACAACUCGGCCCAGUACCCCAACCUGGACCACUGCGAGGUAGCUGUGCACUUCCGCGAAGUGCUGGACCAACCAGGAGGUGGCCAUGAGGUCAUCCCGGACUCGGACCUGGUCAUCUCUCGCAAGGCGUUCAAGAACAACUCCAGCCAAUACUACAUCAACGGGAAAUCGUCCAAUUUCACGACCGUCACGACGCUGCUUCGUGACCGCGGCGUCGAUCUUGAUCACAAGCGGUUCCUGAUUCUCCAAGGUGAAGUCGAGUCCAUUGCGCAGAUGAAGUCCAAGGCCGCCAACGAGCACGAGGACGGGUUGCUCGAGUAUCUCGAGGACAUCAUCGGCACAUCCAAGUACAAGACACCCAUCGAAGAGGCUGCGACGGAGGUUGAGACGCUCAACGAGAUCUGUCUCGAAAAGAGCGGCCGCGUGCAGCACGUGGAGAAGGAGAAGAACGGCCUGGAGGACAAGAAGGAGAAGGCGCUGUCGUACAUCCGGGAUGAGAAUGAGCUUGUCAUGAAGCAGUCUGCCCUGUACCAGCUCUACGUCGCGGAGUGUGAUGACAACAUUGCCGUCACGGAGGAGUCGAUCGGCCAGAUGCAGGCCGAGCUUGAUGCUGAGCUUGAAAAGCACCACGGCAGCGAGCAAAUCAUCAAGCAGCUGGAGAAGACAUUCUCGAAGGGCAGCAAGGAGUACGAUGCGUAUGAAAAGGAGACACAAGCGUUGGUUAAGGAGAUGACCAAGUUUGACCAAGAACGCGUCAAGUUUGACGAGAAGCGCAAGUUUCUUACCGACAAGCGCAAGAAGCUGGAGAAGACCAUCGCCAACGCCGAGGGCACGACCUUCGAGGCCGAGCAGACCGUCGAGCAGUGCGCGAACGACCUCGAGACCGGCGCGGAGGAGAUUGCCUCACUUGAGAAGCAGGUCAAGGAAGAGGAGGCCCAGCUGGCCGUCAUCCGCGAGAGCCUCAAGGGCAAGACGCAGCAUCUCUCGGACCAGAUUGCCGCCAAACAAAAGUCGCUCGAGCCGUGGAAGGACAAGAUCAACCAGAAGCAGUCGGCCAUUGCAGUGGCCGAAAGCGAGAUGGCGAUUCUUCGGGAGAAGGCCAACGCUGGUGCGGUCGCCCUCGAAGAACUGCAGGGCAAGAUUGCGACCAUCGAGGAAAGCCAGGCGGCUAAGGCAGAGGAGCUCAAGCAGUGCCAGGUCGACAAGGCGGCGCUGCAGAAGGAGGGCCGCCGAGCGGUGAACGAGCUCGAGAAGCUGUCGCAGGAGGAGCCCAAGCUGCGGGCGCAGCUCUCGAACGCGCGGCAAAAGGCCGACGAGGCGCGGUCGAACCUCUCGGCCACGCAGACGCAGGGCAACGUGCUCACGGCGCUCAUCCGCAUGAAGGAGUCGGGCCGCAUCGACGGGUUCCACGGCCGGUUGGGCAACCUGGGCGCCAUCGACCAGAUGUACGACGUAGCCAUCUCGACGGCGUGCGGCGCGCUGGACAACUUUGUCACCGACACCGUCGAGGCCGGCCAGCAGUGCAUCGAGUACCUGCGCAAGACGAACCUCGGGCGCGGCAACUUCAUCUGUCUCGACAAGCUGCGGAGCCGCGACCUCUCGCCGAUCCAGACGCCCGAGAACGCGCCGCGUCUGUUCGAUCUCGUCAAGCCCAAGGACGACAAGUUCCUCCCGGCGUUCUACCACGCGCUACAGGACACCCUCGUCGCGACGGACCUGGCCCAGGCCAACCGCAUUGCCUACGGCGCCAGGCGAUGGCGCGUGGUCACACUGGCCGGCGAGCUGAUCGACAAGUCCGGUACCAUGUCCGGUGGUGGCACCAGCGUGAAGAAGGGCCUCAUGUCAUCGAAGCUCGUCUCCGGCAUGAGCCGGGAGCAGGUGUCCAAGUACGAGGCGGACCGGGACGAGCUGGAGCAAGGGUUCCAGGAGUUCCAGGAGCGGCAGCGCGAACUCGAGGGGCGGAUCCGUUCGCUCAAGGAGCAGAUCCCGGAGCUGGACACCAAGAUGCAAAAGAUCAACCUCGAGGUGGAGAGCUCAACGCGAAAGCUGGCGGACGCGCAGCGCCGGAUUAAGGAACUGGCGCGGGAGCACCAGCCAUCCAAGACAGACGACAGCCGCCUCGUGGCGCUCGAGAAGGAAGUCGCUAAGCUCAACCGGGACAUCGAGAAGCUGCACGGCGAGACGGCCAGCGUGGAGGACGAGAUCAAGGCGCUGCAGGACAAGAUCAUGGAGGUGGGCGGCGAGAAGCUGCGGGCGCAGCGGGCGACGGUGGACGCGCUCAAGGAGGAGAUCGCGUCGCGGAACGAGCUGGUGUCGAGCGCCGAGGUGCGCAAGGCCAAGGCGGAGAAGCAGAUUGUCAAGCUGCGGAAGGACCACGCCAAGGCGUCUAAGGAGCUUGAGGCUGCCAGCCGAGAUGCCGAGCAGCUGGAGGAGGAGAUCCGGAACCAGGGCGAUAAAGCGGAGGAUUUCAAGACACGCGUCGAUGAGGCCAAGGAAGCGCUGGCGGCUAAGAAGCAGGAGCUGACUGAGGUGAAAGCCGAGCUGGACGAGAAGACGGCUGAGCUCAAUGAGACGCGUGCUGUCGAGAUUGAAAUGCGCAAUAAGCUGGAGGAGAACCAGAAGGUCCUGGCUGAUAACCAACGCAAGCGGUACCACUGGGAGGAGAAGCUGGGCAAGCUAGCGCUGCAGAAUAUUGCCGAUCUGGAGUCCUCGGGCAGUAGUGGCAGUGCACAGCCCCCGCGGCCCCAGACCCCUCAGAAUGCGGACGAGGAUGAUGCGGAUGGGGAUGAAGACGACGAGGGGGGGCACGAUGAUACCGUGACGCCAGCAGCCAGUCAAAAACAGUCUCGGCGAAGGUCAGCAGCCCCCACGGAGCUUCCGCGGUACAGCAAAGACGAGCUGGCAGACAUGAACAAGAAGACCCUCCUGAGCGAGAUCGCGGCGCUCGAGGAGAAGACACAGAACGUCAACGUCGACCUCGGGGUGCUGGCCGAGUACCGCCGGCGUGUAGAAGAGCACGCAGCGCGAUCGUCAGACCUCGCUAGCGCUGUCUCGCAACGCGACGCGGCCAAGAAGCGGUGCGACGACCUGCGCCGGCUGCGGCUCGAAGGGUUCAUGGAAGGGUUCAGCAUCAUCUCGCUGCGGCUCAAGGAGAUGUACCAGAUGAUCACGAUGGGGGGCAACGCGGAGCUCGAGCUGGUCGACUCGUUGGAUCCGUUCAGCGAGGGGAUUUUGUUCAGCGUGAUGCCGCCGAAGAAGUCGUGGAAGAAUAUUGGGAACUUGUCUGGUGGCGAGAAGACGCUGAGCUCGUUGGCUCUGGUGUUUGCGCUGCAUCAUUAUAAGCCGACGCCGUUGUAUGUCAUGGACGAGAUUGAUGCUGCUCUGGAUUUCCGCAACGUCUCCAUCGUGGCCAACUACAUCAAAGAACGCACCAAGAACGCCCAGUUCAUCGUCAUCUCCCUGCGCAACAACAUGUUCGAGCUGGCCGCCCGUCUCGUCGGCGUCUACAAGGUCAACCACAUGACCAAGAGUGUAACGAUCGAGAACAAGGACUACAUUCUUGGGCGGGCCCGGCCCGGGCAUGGCCAGCAGCAGCAGCAGCAGCAGCAGCAGGCUGGUGGUCAGCAAGCGGGACGAGGGGGAGCGGUAGGGGGGUCUGGGACGCAGCAAUUGCAGCAGCAACAAUACACACAAUCGCAAUCGACCCAACAGUUACAGCCACCACCAUCGACACAACCGCAACAGACACAGCAACAGGUUCGUCCUUCUGUUCUUCAACUCCGUCCGCGAUGA
Molecule: messenger RNA, 4593 nt
Organism: Dichotomopilus funicola
Lineage: Eukaryota; Fungi; Ascomycota; Sordariomycetes; Sordariales; Chaetomiaceae
Exons: 4
Coding region: 1-4593 (1530 amino acids)
Biological process (GO): mitotic chromosome condensation
Cellular component (GO): chromosome; condensin complex
Molecular function (GO): protein binding; ATP binding; ATP hydrolysis activity
Source: RefSeq, a predicted model, not a curated record